AUGGGCUGGUUCUGGCAGGCCCCCUCGUCGCCGAAGCCCGCGGGCUCACGCGACAGCGCAUCCCCAACGCCAAACACUCCCACACCACCAGCACCGACCGCGCCGACUCAAACACCACCUGCCGAGGCAGAGUCCAACUCCACCGACCGCGAGAUGGCCAUGUUCAUGAACAUGCUCCUGAAGGACACCCAAUCAUCCUCCUCUCAAUCCAAGACCCAACAGCCAACAUCACCACCAUCACCACCAUCCAAAUCCUCCUCCUCCUGGCUCCCCUGGUCAUCCACAAAACCCGACACCACCCCCACCACCGAGCAGCAAACCACCCCCCCAAAACAAACCCGCAGUCCCCAAUCCCUCGCCAUGUCCGAGCACCUCCUCCCCACAACCAUGUCCUGCCGCGACGCGUUCGACUACGCAUGGCACUGCCACACACCAGGGGCACAGUGGAACGCGGUGUACCGGUACGGAUCAGUGCGGCCAUGCACGGAGCUGUGGGACGACUUCUGGUUCUGCAUGCGGACCAAGUCGUACUCGCCCGAGCUCAAGGCCGAGGCCAUACGCGAGCACUACCGCGCCAAGGAGGAGGCCAAGUACGGCGGCGGCCGGCCCAGCAGCGAGGACGUUUGGGCCAGCCGGACCGAGCGCGUUGCCCCGGGCACGGCGUUCCAGCAGAGCUUUGAGCCGCCUGUGAUAGAUGAUGCGGCGUUUCAGAGGAUGGAUGCGGAGAGGCGGAGGCGGAUCCGGGAGAUGGCGGGGUCGGAGGGGAAUAAUAGUGAUAAUAAUACCCAACCGCAUAAUCUCCAUGACAGGACACCGAGUAUCGAUUUGGUUACGGAUGGGGAGUUCCCGACGGAUGGAAGCAUCGUCGUCCAUGAAAGAAAAGUUAAUUAA
Chaetomium globosum CBS 148.51 is the source of this 891-nucleotide messenger RNA. RefSeq lists its product as uncharacterized. Bases 1 to 891 code for a protein of 296 amino acids. Lineage: Eukaryota; Fungi; Ascomycota; Sordariomycetes; Sordariales; Chaetomiaceae. The transcript has 2 exons. The record is from RefSeq and is a predicted model, not a curated record.